GAUAGAUGAGUCAGUUUCCGUUUGGUGGGAGUGGUGUGUUGCCCUUUGGCAGGCAGCCUUUGUACUCAUUCUUGCAAAAGCUGCACGAGAAAUACUCACAACAUCCGCCGAGAGAAAGGCAGAGCUCCUUUUGCUGGGUUCCCUCCACGGACCGUCCGGCUUGGCCGGCUGCAGAGGGUGAAGAUGCUGUGGCACUUACUUUCCGCGCUCCAGGAGGGCUUGUCUCUCCCCGUGGUUCUGGUGUUCCUGGCUACCUUCCUGCUCCUUGCCGACUACCUGAAAGGGAGGCGCCCGAGGGGGUUUCCUCCGGGUCCUGUGCGUCUCCCCUUCCUGGGGAAUCUUCUGCAUGUUAGUGCCAAGAAUCCGUUUUCUGAUAUAGAGAAGCUUAGAGAAAAAUAUGGCAACGUCCUCAGCCUGAAGCUUGGAAGCAUGCAGUUUGUGGUUGUGAGUGGGCUGCCACUGGUGAAGGAGGUCCUUGUCCAUCAAGGUGAAGAUUUUGUAGACCGUCCAGAAUUGCCUUUACCACGUGAACUCUUUGGGUCAGAUGGACUGGUCUUCUCCAAUGGGCUCAGCUGGAAGCAGCACAGGCGGUUUGCCUUAUCCACAUUGAGAAACUUUGGUUUGGGCAAGAGAAGCUUAGAAGAACGAAUCCAGGAGGAAUGCAGAUACCUAACUGAUGCCAUCGAGGAGGAGAAAGGGCAACCCUUUGACCCCCAUUUGCAGAUUAAGAAUGCAGUUUCAAAUGUCAUCUGCUCCAUCACUUUUGGGGACCGUUUUGAGUAUUCUGAUAAUAAAUUCCAGAAGCUAUUGGCCUUGUUUGAAAUAACCACAGAGCUUCAAGGAAGUAUUUGGAUCCAGCUGUUUGACACCUUUCCAACCCUCAUGAAACAUGUGCCAGGUCCCCAUCAGACCCUUUUUAAAAACUGGGGACAUCUCAAAUCAUUCGUGAGAGAAAUCGUUGAAAAGCACAAAGAAGAUUGGAACCCACAUGAAACGAGAGACUUCAUUGAUGCGUAUUUGAAUGAAAUGGCCAAGGAAGACGCUGCUCCCACUUUCCACGAGGAAGGCUUACUACACUGUGCACUGGAUCUGUUUGGUGCCGGAACGGAGACGACUUCUGCAACGCUCCGCUGGGCUCUGCUGUACAUGGCCCUUCACCCAGACAUCCAAGCAAAAGUCCAAGCAGAAAUCGAUUCCGUGACUGGGCAGUCGCGACAGGCGGCACUGGAGGACCGGGAUCGCCUGCCCUACACCAACGCGGUCAUUCAUGAAGUCCAGAGGUUCAGCAACAUCGUGCCUCUAAAUGUGCCCCGAAUGGCCACGAGGGACACGACCGUGGCUGGGUUUUUCCUGCCCAAAGGAACAGUCUUGUCCACCAACCUGACCUCCGUGCUGCACGACAAGGAUGAGUGGGAAACCCCCGAUGUGUUCAAUCCCGGCCAUUUCCUUGAGAACGGCCAGUUCAGGAAAAGGGAAGCGUUCAUCCCAUUCUCUGCAGGGAAGCGAGCGUGUCUCGGAGAGCUGCUGGCCAGGACGGAGCUUUUCCUUUUCUUCACUGCUCUGAUCCAGAAGUUCACUUUCCAGGCUCCAGAGAACGUGACUUUAACCCUCGACUUCCAGUUGGGCUUUACACUGGCUCCUCAGCGGUACAAGAUACACGCAUUCUCUCGCUGAGGGAAGGCACACUAUCCUUGAUCGGCUAUCAAUAUUUUCUGCCUUUCUGUUCUUGGGGGCCAUUGCGGGAAAAAAGGCAGCUAUGGUCCCUUGUGAUGCUCUGACUCAUUGCAGUGCCUUGAGCGUGUUUAAUUUCCUUGUUGGGCAUAUUUAAUUCCAUCGACAUUGACAUCAAUGUAUGUGUAUUACGUUUUUAUUUGUUUGUCUUUAUUUUCCCAUGCACCAUUCUGAGACCCAUGAAUGAAUGAAUGAAUGAAUGAAUGAUUCUCCA
Molecule: messenger RNA, 1945 nt
Organism: Varanus komodoensis (Komodo dragon)
Lineage: Eukaryota; Metazoa; Chordata; Lepidosauria; Squamata; Varanidae
Product: cytochrome P450 2J2-like
Exons: 9
Coding region: 184-1674 (496 amino acids)
Biological process (GO): xenobiotic metabolic process
Cellular component (GO): cytoplasm; intracellular membrane-bounded organelle
Molecular function (GO): heme binding; iron ion binding; oxidoreductase activity, acting on paired donors, with incorporation or reduction of molecular oxygen, reduced flavin or flavoprotein as one donor, and incorporation of one atom of oxygen
Source: RefSeq, a predicted model, not a curated record